Messenger RNA from Penicillium angulare, 459 nucleotides. RefSeq lists its product as uncharacterized. NCBI's taxonomy places the organism in Eukaryota, Fungi, Ascomycota, Eurotiomycetes, Eurotiales, Aspergillaceae. The transcript is spliced from 4 exons. Gene Ontology annotation, biological process: amino acid transmembrane transport. Gene Ontology annotation, molecular function: amino acid transmembrane transporter activity. The record is from RefSeq and is a predicted model, not a curated record. The coding region runs from base 1 to 459 and encodes 152 amino acids. Gene Ontology annotation, cellular component: membrane.
AUGGAAGCUACUAUAAACUUCCGGGGACCGGAGAAAUCCAAAGAAAUGCCCAUAGCAAUGAGAAACUACGACAAGAGUCUACAGGGAAGUGGAAAGCACGACAUCGAGGAGGGUUUGACCUCCGAGCUGAUAUCCGCUGGCUCAGAGAACCUUCAACGAAAAGGAAGGAAAUUCAGCUUCUCGCAGUUGGCGGUGCCAUCGGAACGUAUGGGCGCGAGCCUUCUAAGGGGUGGUCCAGCUGGUCUCUUCCUUGCGUUUGUCGUCUAUGGAAGUGUGAUAUGGUGUGUCAAUCAAUGUUUGGCAGCUGAAAUGGUCACUUAUCUCCCGAUCGCUUCCCCGUUUAUUCGCCUGAGCGGAUUCUGGGUCAAUGAUGCUUGGGGCUUUGCAAUGGGAUGGAUCUAUUUCUUCCUCAUGCUUUCGCUAUUCCGUACGAAAUCACAGCAAUCAACGUCCUUCUAA